This is a messenger RNA of Fasciola hepatica (liver fluke), 243 nucleotides long. NCBI's taxonomy places the organism in Eukaryota, Metazoa, Platyhelminthes, Trematoda, Plagiorchiida, Fasciolidae. The record is from the annotation of a GenBank genome assembly.
AUGACAAGCUUACGGAGGUCCACUCCACGUGAUUUCCCGUCGUGGUUAAAGGUAUAUGGACACAGCCGCGCUGAUGCAGUUAGCAUCGAUCGUCUCAAGGCCAAGUACGUGGGUGAUAGCUUGUCGCCCGCUGACAUGGGGUCCGAAGACAACCAUGUACCACCUGAUGACGAGGCUUCCACCUCAAAUCACGGUCUCCAGUUAGCGUUGCCUGCUACGACUCCGAAAUUGGCCACCGUCUAG